UCAGCUAAAGCCUGGUCGAGAAAGAGAAUGCAAACCGUAAAGGAGAAGAUUGGCAACAUGAGCAGCAGCGCCAAGGAGCAUGUUAGCACUGGCAAAGCUAAAGUUGAAGAAAAGUUGGAGAAAGCAGCUGCAACGACUGAAGAUGAGAAGAAGUUGGCUCAUGAACGUAAAAAGGCCAAGGAAGCUCGAGCAAAGAUGGAGCUGCAUCAGGAUAAGGUCAAGCACUUGGAGGAGAAAUUGACGCCUAAACAACCCCAAUAUCUCCAUGGCUAUGGAUAUGACCUUGACCAUGACCCAGCACUUCAACCCGAACAAACCACGGCUCCUCCCUAUCAUCUUACGGCUCACCCCCCGCCUCACAGGCAUUCAUAAGGGUUGAGACAAAGGCC
Molecule: messenger RNA, 389 nt
Organism: Hibiscus syriacus
Lineage: Eukaryota; Viridiplantae; Streptophyta; Magnoliopsida; Malvales; Malvaceae
Product: late embryogenesis abundant protein 18-like
Exons: 2
Coding region: 28-372 (114 amino acids)
Biological process (GO): embryo development ending in seed dormancy
Source: RefSeq, a predicted model, not a curated record